UCUGGGGCCAGGCUCGGGAGUGAGUCACCAUCUGCCCUGCUCUCGCUGCUGCUGCUUCCCAAUCCUAAAAGAAUGCAACUUUCCUUAGAUAGUCUCAACACGCUGAAGGGUCCAACCAAACCGUGCAGAGGGGGGUCUGUUACCCUACUCUAUGCAAUGCUGUAUGAAUGAAAGAGAAAACGGUCUUCCGCACAGUGAGACAGACAAUGGGAGACGUGACACACCGUGGCGGCAAAAUGUGUAAUUGGCUGCUUCUAUCAGUGCUUGUAAAUCAGAGUCCAGAACGGGAGAGGAAGUGAGGUCCCCCCUGCUACGACACUUGGUACGCUCCUAUGUUAGAGGUUGCUCAGUGCCUGUUACAAUAGCAGCAGCAGCAUUUCCAUCAGCUGCUCCUGGCUCUCACACACACACAUAGCUGCUCAGCGCUGGUGCUUCUGCUCUUCCAUCCCAAGUUUGCAUUAGUCCCAGGUUACACACUGACUGGGAGCAGAGAGCUCAGGCGUCACCGGGGAGCCUGUGUGUGACCCAGCAACCUGUGAUCUCCAUUCACAACAAAUAAAUCUCAGCAGCAGCAGUAAAGCCUGGCUGUGUGUGAGCAGGGAGGGGGCCGGACAGCACUCUUUCCCUCCCUGGUGGUGGUGGUGGUGGUGAUGCUGAUCAUGAUGAUGAGGAAGGUUUUUCCCCCCAACUGUUAAACGGAUCCUGUUGCCCAUAGGAAUGAGACUGCACCAGAGGAGCAAAACUAACCCCUGAUAGUUCCAGCAGACCAGCACUCCGGGAACUAGCACAGCCCCAGUAUCAGUUACGGACAUGGACAAGAAGCCUGAUGAGACCACGCCAGGGGAAGCCACACAAGACAAUACCUUGCGGAAGAAAUGUUAGAAAGCUGUGCACUGCAUUCCUUUGGUAUUUUGGGGAGAGGCAGGAAAUGACGGAUUGUGAUUCACAUUUAGGUUUCAGAAUAACAGCAAAAGAAAAUGAUGUACAGCAUACCCCAGCGGAGUCCUCUACACACAACCCAGACAUUCGUCUAGAAGCUGGUCAGCCUAGCACACGGCCAGAGGAAACAACUGCCAGCACGCCUUCACUUGCUGAGAGCCACAUCACCCAUCAACAGACUCAGGGACUCAUUUCUGCCCCAGCAGCUGAAGGGCCCACUUUCAUGUCACAAACCGGGGGACCUUGUAUUUCUACAGAACAAGGGCCCAGGUUACCCCUUGAAGACCAUAGUUCUUUGCCUCAAACCGAAAACUCAAGCACAUCACAAACGACUGAGAGCCUCAACUCUUCAAAAGAGCAACAGACUGUAAAAUGCGAGGGGACCUCUUCACCUGCUGCCCAGUCUCCUACUGCUGCUGUUAGUCCCAGACAAAAACUAGAUACCCAGAAAGCAGAACAGAGACAGAAGCAGGCAAAGGAGAGGAGAGAAGAAAGGGCCAAGUAUCUCGCUGCCAAGAAGAAUGUAUGGCUUGAGAAAGAGGAAAAGGCAAAGCAACUCCGGGAGAAGCAGUUACAAGACAGGAGGAAGAAGUUGGAAGAACAGAGGAUCAAGGCAGAGCGAAAAAGGGUUCUAUUGGAGGAACGGCAAAGGUUAAAGCAUGAGAAAAACAAGGAGAGAUACGAGUCUGCGGUCAGCCGUGCCACAAAGAAGACGUGGGCAGAGAUUCGCCAGCAGCGAUGGUCCUGGGCAGGCGCACUGCAUCAGAACUCUCCUGGACAGAAAGGCGCAAACAGAUGCUCUGUAUCCGCAGUAAACCUUCCCAGACAUGUUGACUCCAUAAUCAACAAGCGAUUAUCCAAAUCUUCUGCCACCUUGUGGAACUCUCCCAACAGAAACAGGAGUUUGCAGCUCAGCCCUUGGGAAAGCAGUAUUGUUGACCGCCUGAUGACACCCACACUGUCCUUUCUAGCCCGAAGCCGCAGUGCAGCAGCUCUCCCGGGAAACAGCAGUAAUCUGAGUUCUUUGGUAUGUCCCCGCUCUGCCUCUGCAAGCCCCCUAGCCCCAUGUAACAAUCACAAGCACCGCCGUAGGAUCACAGUCAGCAGCCCUGAUGUAACCCCCAGAAAGAGGAGUGAUUCCUCCCCGAAAAAGAAAGAAAAGAAGGAGAAAGACCGAGAAAAUGAGCGUGAAAGAAGUGCCCUGACUAGGGACCGUAUCCUGAAGAAACGCCAGUCACUUCCUGCUACAAAGAGCCGUGCAUCUCCAACACCUGACACAAGCAGUACAAAGUCCAAAAACCGCCCAUCCUCACCAUCUACUCCUACUCGCCGCCCGGCAUCGCCUUGUCCAGCUUCUUCAGCACCACUAACCCCAAAGCUGUCUCCCCCAAAGGGUACUCAGGGAACACUGAAGUCAAAAGUAAAGGUAGAGAAGCCGAAGGAGAAAACCUCAAGCAAAACUAGAGAGAAGAAAGUAGAGCAAAAGGUUGAGAAGGAGAGGCAACCAUCCCGUGCACUCCAACCACAGGAAAUCACAAAGACACAGGAAACUCCAGGCGCUGGCCCCUGCAGCACAACGCCAACUAUAGAUUUUAUCAUUUCUUCCAGUGACACCGGCCCUGCACCAGCCCCUUCACAUGCUCCUAUAGCAGUGAGCAAUGCUCCAGCUCCUGCCCCCUCACCAAACAAGCCCAUGGCUGGCACAACAGAUAAAGAUGAAGCUGCCCGGCUGCUGGCAGAGAAGAGACGGCAGGCUAGAGAGCAGAGGGAGCGAGAGGAGCAGGAGAGGAGGGAGAAGGAGGAACAACAAAGACAAGAACGAGAAGAGCGUGCUUUGAGGGAGGCUGAGGAAAAGCUUCAGAGGGAGGCAGAAGCUCAACGGCUGGAGGAACAGCGAAAGCUGGAGGAAGUGGAGAGGCGCCUGCGGGAAGAGGAACAACAGAGGAAAGAAGCUGAAGAAAGAGCCCAAGUUGAGCAAGAGGAAAUGGAAAGACUGCAGAAACAAGUAUGAAUAAAGUAGAUACCAUACGUUGCCAGUAUAG
Molecule: messenger RNA, 2981 nt
Organism: Pseudophryne corroboree (corroboree frog)
Lineage: Eukaryota; Metazoa; Chordata; Amphibia; Anura; Myobatrachidae
Gene: MAP7D1
Product: MAP7 domain containing 1
Exons: 13
Coding region: 827-2950 (707 amino acids)
Biological process (GO): microtubule cytoskeleton organization
Cellular component (GO): microtubule cytoskeleton
Source: RefSeq, a predicted model, not a curated record